AUGGAUGACAAAAGUGACAGCUUAUUUAAAGAAUUGGAAGAAUCUUAUUGCCCACCUCUUGACGCAGCGCUCUUCACCGCUAUCGUCUGCGACUAUGACCUCACAGACGCGACUCAGGUCCAAGACCUUCGAGACACCCUAGAUACACUCAAGCUGUCCGCAUGGGAGCAGGAAGGACUUCCUUUCGAUCCUUCUGGGACGAGCGGCUUAGGAUCGGUGGAAGGUCUCGAUGUGGACGGCAUCCCAUCGGAGCGCAGCGUGUCGCAAAACGGCACCAUACCGUCGCGCGAAACAGACUUGACCAGCCUGGUGUCCGAAUUCUCCUCAUCCAGCGUCAAUGACCAGAACAAGAAUCAUAGGAAAGACCAAUCUGGGCUCUCCGAGCGCGUGUCAUAUACAGUUGCUGCUGAUGGCUCUCUGCGUCUUUCCGGGGCGACCCAAGAAGAUAAGAUCGCGUACUUGACGGAAAUGUUCCCCUCGGCGGACUAUUACACCAUACAGCAUACAUUGCAAAAGUCUAGUGGAGAUGUAGACCGAUCGAUGGAUGUUCUGCUUAAUCUUGUCUUCUUCGACGAGCAGCCCUCGAACGAGCCCGACGCCAAGGUUGCGAUCCCGAAAGGAAUUGACGGCUUCCAGGACGGCUUAGAUGCCGAAAUCUCGCGUAAAAAGGGUCGCAAGCGCAAGGGCAAGAACAAACUCGCUAGGAGCCAAGAAGUGUCUGCUUUUGAUUCGGAAGAGUUGGAGUCGCCUCGCCCCGUCAACAAAUGGGAUUCUGCCCAGAGAGAUGUUGACUUCAUCCAUUCGCGGACUUCGCCUAUUCUAAAGAAAGAAACAGUCACGUCUACGUACCAUGCCAACGGAGCUUCAUUGUCUUCUACCAUUCGGUCUCUCGCUAGCGCCUCUGCUCCGGUAAAAGAAGAAGAUAUCAAACAAGACCCGGUCACGUUGGCCCAGGUGGCCGAGCUGAUGCAGGAAUUUCCCUCCAUUCCUCCAACAACAUUCGCCGGUCUUCUUAUGAUUACGAGGAGCUCAACCUCUGCCGCCAGUGAAUUGGCAGAUGCGAUGCUAACCGGACCGGCCACUCCGUCCGUAUCCGAAUUGAUUAAGAUAACCGCAGCACCACUGCCACUUGACAUGGACGACGAAGCGCCGUCGCAGCGGAAAGCCGCAGCGCGGAUCGCUCGAGACUACACGACGGUACGUAGCACGGCUGGUGCACACUUCGCAGCCGGUGCCGAGGCCCUCUCUAAAGCCUCAAUGGCCUACAAACGUGGCAAAUCUGAUCGAUACAUGGGCGGUGCGGCUGCCUACUAUUCCUCCGUGGGACGAGACCACCUGGAGCUGGCCAGGCGCAAUGCUGCAGAGGCCGCUGACGCCUUGGUGGACUCGCAGUCGUCAUCCAACAUGUUGGAUCUACACGGAGUUUCGGUACAGGAUGCCGUUCGCAUCGCCGGCGACCGGGUCACAGACUGGUGGGAGUCUCUGGGGGAUGCCAAGUAUGUCCGAGGGGGCAGUGGUUCCAUCCGUGGAGGAUAUCGCAUUGUCACCGGACUUGGGCGCCAUAGCCACGAUGGUACCUCCCGCCUCGGUCCAGCUGUGGGUAAGAUGCUGGCUCGUGAGGGCUGGAGGGUGGAGGUUGGGGAGGGUGUUCUGACAGUUACUGGCGUGGUGCGACGUCGUUGA
Aspergillus melleus is the source of this 1683-nucleotide messenger RNA. Its product is annotated as Smr domain protein. The coding region runs from base 1 to 1683 and encodes 560 amino acids. NCBI's taxonomy places the organism in Eukaryota, Fungi, Ascomycota, Eurotiomycetes, Eurotiales, Aspergillaceae. The transcript is spliced from 2 exons. The record is from RefSeq and is a predicted model, not a curated record. Gene Ontology annotation, molecular function: ubiquitin binding.